Molecule: messenger RNA, 4260 nt
Organism: Physella acuta
Lineage: Eukaryota; Metazoa; Mollusca; Gastropoda; Physidae
Biological process (GO): regulation of transcription by RNA polymerase II
Cellular component (GO): RNA polymerase II transcription regulator complex
Molecular function (GO): RNA polymerase II cis-regulatory region sequence-specific DNA binding; DNA-binding transcription factor activity, RNA polymerase II-specific
Source: RefSeq, a predicted model, not a curated record
AUGGCAGACACAAAAACAAAUAAAAGAUUAGGCCAGAGACUGAAACGCUGUUUAUCAGACCAGAACUUUUUAUCAACUGAUCAGAACACAUGUCGCAGGUUUCCAAAGCCUUUUGGCAAAGAAAAUAUGGCAGGAAAAGUUUCAAUGUGUAAAUUAAAGAGUUCUAAAAAGUCUUUCGAAGACAGUGGAAAGAAUAAGGCAUUUGUAAGCUUACAAUCAAGCAAUGAUAUUUUUGAUGCAAAUAAUAAUCAGGGCAAUUCAUCACUUAGUAAUUAUUCCCACCGUGAGGAUAAUGCUCACUUGUCAACAACUCCACCCCCCAGUCCUACUUGGAAUUUAAAAAUGCUGUGUACAGCUGUCAGUCCAGAAAUACGAAGGAUGCAGCAGCAAAAGAACUGUAUAGAUGAAGGCAGAUCAACUGUUCCUUUGAAUCCAAAUGCUAGCAACUGUGAAGAAAAUAGUCAGGAUUGCAUGGAUUUUGGCUCAUCCCAAGAAAGUGUUUUCAGUCUUGAAAUGGAAGUAAUAACAUCAAGGAAAGAUAAAUCUUUAGGGAAACUUUGUGACAAAUUUCUACAAAAAUAUCCUGAACAUCCUGGCAACAUGCGGAUUGAUAUUUGCCUGGAUGAAGUUGCCAAAGACUUGUCUGUCGAGCGCCGCAGAAUUUAUGAUAUUGUGAAUGUUUUAGAAAGUGUUGAAAUAGUUAGCAGAGCAGCAAAAAAUAAAUACACGUGGCAUGGGAAAACUAAUUUACCUCAUACUUUGGUCAAAUUAAGAAUUUUAGCUAAACAAGAUAAAAUUGCUGAACAAAUGCUAAAAAUCAAAGAGCAAGAAAUGGCUAGAGAACUGGAAGAGUUAAGAAAUCAGGGUGCUAAAGCAGAGGAGGAAAAAUUAGAUGAGAGCUCGCAGACAGUAUUGCAGAGGAAAGAUAAAUCACUUGGAAUUAUGAGUCAGAAGUUUCUUAUGCUAUUUCUUGUCUCAAAGCCAAAGACAGUCAACCUUGAACUUUCUGCUAAAAUUUUAAUUGGGGAUGGUUCUAUUGAAAAUAUUGAAGCCUCAAAGUUUAAAACAAAGAUAAGAAGGCUUUAUGACAUUGCAAAUAUACUAACAAGUUUAGGGCUCAUAAAGAAAAUACAUGUGACUGAAAUCAGAGGCAGAAAGCCUGCUUUUCAAUAUAUUGGCCCUAAUGUAGAUGACAUCCAUGACAUCUCAGUGUGCUCAAAUGAUGGAUGUCAUCGUCCAACUUCUAGACACUCUCUAUUAGAUUGUGUUAAGAAUGAAAAUGUCCAAGAUAUUAUGAAAGGAGGAUUUCGUCCUAUCAAGCCAGCUGGAUCUGUGUAUUCUGGAGAAAAUGCGAAAUUACAAAAACCACAGUAUGCUCAGCUGUCUCGGCAUUCAUCGUUUGAUGAAUUUUGUCGAGUAGUGGAGCAAGAAAGAAAUCUUCUUAUUGGCUCUUCGUCAGAACCUUCCAGCCCUGUGAAAAAACUUAGCUUUGAAGAUUGUCCAAUGACAAUAACAAAGCAUCUGAGCUUUGAGGAUCAAGUUGUCAGAGGUUCUGUAACUCCACACGCCACACAGGCAACUCCUGCUCAGGUUAAGAACAUCUAUCUUUCUACUCCCACACCUGGAACCAAACCAACAGAGACUAUAAUACUCUCUCAAAGUGGGGAGCUUAAGUCUGUAGAUACACAUGGGACCCCUCAGCAAAUCCCCCUUUCUAGAUCUCAAUUUGAACAAGUGCUCGAGUCCCUACGAAUAGCAAAGUCACAUGCGCAGAGGCAAAUUAUUUUUAAUAGGUCGCCAAAGGAUGCUGGAAAAGAUUCAAAUGGGAGUAAGUUGCGGUCACCUGAUUAUGAAAUGGCUGUUCUCAAUGAGACAAGUCCCCUACGCGGGACAUUUCUUAAUCGAACUCUGAAACGAAAUAUUGUUGAAAUGAAUGGACCUGAUAAGAAGCACAUCAGGUUAGAAUCUGUCAUACAUGAAUCAAGUCAAAUGGAAAAAGCUGGGACCACUGAAAUAAAAAUUGGUCUUAGGAGGUUAAACAGCAUGCCACCAUCAAAUUGUGUGCCUGUAUCCUCUGUGCAGCGUGUUAAUAGGUUAAGUAUUGUUCCUUCACCUAAAAUUGUUACAGUACAAAUGAGCAACAAUUCUUGUAGCCAGCUUAGUCAAGGCACUAAUAACCUUACGCCAAAUACACCAGAAUCUAAAUGCAGUAUAGUAACACCUAGAAAAACACCCAUUCCUGUUAGAAUUAUUUCCAACCCUUUUGUUUCCCACAUCUCAGUUUCCCCUCAGGUAAAUCACCGACCCACUGUAGAACCCUUCACUCCGCCAUUGACCCCAGUAAACCAGAGCCAGUCUGUUUUUGCUGUACCUGAAUCGUUAAUGACCCAAAAUAAGGAAACUGUUAUUCAUGUCAUCCAGCAAACAGGAAAUCUUAGAAAAAUGCUUACCUCAAAUUCCACCUCUGCAUCAUCAGAUCAUAACUGUACAACUUUUCUGUUAAAAGUUCCAAGUAAAUUGGCUAAAAAAACCAUUACUAUGUAGUUGUUCACUAGAUCAUAAAAUAUUACUAAGAUAUACUAUUUAAAGUAAUAUUUGUAAUCUAAACACAACUUUUUAUUGCAUCAUUCUAGUUUAUACUUGGUAAAAUAAAACUGAUGUAGAUUGAUCCAGACAAAACUAUUUAAACAGUUGUUAAGCUGUUCCAGUUUUCUUUAUUAUCAUCUUUCACAUCCACUCAAUUUUUUUUAUCAGAACAUAUUUAAUCAUGUUGUUUUACUCUUUGUAAAUUCAUGUUGUAUUUAGUCUUAUGGUAAGUCCAUAGUUAAUUUAAAAAGAGAACAAUUAUAGUAGCAGUUAAUAUUGACUACUGGCCCUUUUAUGACUGAAGCCACCUUAACACGAAAUGUAACAGUGUUGGUUGUGUUAAGAAUCAUACCCUAUACUGAUUUUAUUUAUAUCUAGUAAUAACCAACCCUUUAGUAAAUUACUGUGCCAUAUCAAUUAUAAUUUUAGCAACUUAAGAAAAAAUUACUAAUUAUUAAGUGAAGAAUUUAAGUGAGGUAGUCAAAGAGUGCUUUCUUUAUUUUCUGCCUUGUGUGCCUCAACUUCAUUAUAGUUAUAGCAGCUUUUAUGUUAUUUCUACUAUCUAAAAUUAACAUCAUACUGUUGUGUAAAAGGCAAGAUGUACUGUCAUUAAAUAUGUUAUAUUUUAUCUUACAUUGUAACGAUUUAUUUCUUCAAACCAUAUAUGUCCAAUUUUUAAAAAGAUUUUCUACUUUUAGAGUUAACUAAAUGUAGCUGAAGUUUAUAUUAAUAAUUUGGUGGUGGGGUUUUCCUCUCUUUCUUCUCUCCUCUCUCCCUUUCUCCUCCUCCUUUCCCCCUCCCCACGAUGUGGAAGUAAAACAGCUUGAAUUUUAGGUGGAUUUUAAUCUGCAUAAACAAAGCAAGCUUUGGAUUUUUCUCAGUAUAGUGCUUAUCAACUAACUUGUGCAAUAAGUAUAUCACACCAUAAUAUAAGAGUCAACUAUUCAUAUUCAAAUAUGAUCAUGGAUAAGGCACAACUUUUUUGUGUGUUAUUUAAAUACAUUAUUGUUUUAAAUUGUUAAUACAUAUUCAUUAAAUAUUUAUUGUUUCAUUUUUAAAAUGUAUUUUUUUUUUUAGUGUCUUCUUUUUUUUAAAAAGUUUCAAUUGUAAAAUAUAUGUGUAGGUAUUUUUAAAAAAAUGUGUCAAUAUGAAUGAAUGCUAAAAAAAAUUGUCCUUUUAUGAAAUCUUUCAGUGUCAUUAUAUGUAACAAUAGGUUGGAGGAUAAUUUUACUGAAUGGUUGUUUUUUUUUGUCAUGCUUAACACAUAAUCAACUUCCAUUUGUACACAGAAUACUAUUGUUUUCAGUUAUUUUAAAUUCUUAUGUUGUUGUUUUUUUUAUUUGACUUCUAUGAGAAUUAGUAGAUUGAAAAAUGCACAGUAUUUUUGUUACCUAUAGCUUAGCUUUGGAAAUUGUUUUCAUGUAUUUAAACCCACCCCUAAUUUAAAGAUUUAUUAUUUUUUAUCCUAUUCUUAAUGGAAUAGCAUACAGAAUUGCAUGAAAUGAGUGUAUUUGUCAUGUAUUGUAUUUCAGAUUUUAUAAGCGUACAAUGUGAUAGUUUGUUUUUAAUCUUUAUUUAUUUAAGUUGGUCAGUUUGACUGCUGAUAUAAUGGAACUUUGCAUUAAAUUAUGGUUGCAUUUUUUGUUAGGCAAAAGACUGGUUCUUAAUAAAGUA